Messenger RNA from Geodia barretti, 687 nucleotides. Lineage: Eukaryota; Metazoa; Porifera; Demospongiae; Tetractinellida; Geodiidae. The record is from the annotation of a GenBank genome assembly.
AUGCACGACCCUCUUAUCAUCGCAGGCAAGGAGUUUAAGUCCCGUCUGAUGGUUGGCACUGGACGCCACCGCAGCAUGGAGGAAAUGGUCGCGUCCGUGAAGUCAUCGGGCGCGGAAAUCAUCACCGUAGCCAUACGCCGCCUCGACCUCGACAAUCCUGCCGAGAAGAACAUCCUCGACUACUUCGACUGGGACGAAUACACUAUCCUUCCCAACACCGCAGGCUGCAAGACCGCGGAUGAAGCUGUCUUCACCGCUCGCCUUGCGCGUGAGGUAACUGGUUCAUCAUGGAUAAAGCUGGAAGUCAUUCCUGAACCGAAGCACCUGCUCCCCGACCCCAUAGGCACCUACGAAGCUGCAUGCCAGCUCGUCGAUGAAGGCUUCACCGUGCUGCCCUACAUACACGCUGACCCCGUGCUCGCCCGGCGCCUCGAAGACAUCGGCUGCGCCACCGUUAUGCCGCUCGGCUCGCCCAUCGGCUCAGGGCAGGGCAUACAGACUCUCGAAGAGAUUCGCCUGAUUGUCGCCGACGCCAAUGUGCCGGUCGUAGUUGACGCCGGACUCGCAGUUCCGUCCGAGGCAUCGCAGGCUCUGGAGACAGGUGCUGAUUGCGUGCUCGUAAAUACCGCCAUCGCUCAGGCGAGAAGACGCGGAGCUCAUGGGCGAAGCGUUCAAGCUGGGCGUUGA